CGGCGGCGGCGGCCCCCGGAGCCUGGCCCGCCGUCAGGGGAACCAAUGCGGAAUUUCCUGGCUGGCGGCGGGGCCCCUCCUGCCGCCGCCGAGAGGGGCGCGGGGGAGGCGGCGGCGCGGAGCUCGCAGUGAAGCUUCCGCCUGCCCGAGCUGCGGCCAGGGCAGGGCAAGGCAGGGCAGGGCAGGGCAGGGCAGGGCGGCACCGGGCACAAGCGGAGCCGGGACAUCUCGCCCCCCCCUCCCCAGGGCCGAACCGGGCCGGGCUGGGUCGGGUUCCGCAGCACCGACGGCCAUGGAGGCCCGUGGGCUGCGGCCGCUGCGCCGCGCCCGAGCUGGAGCUGGAGCUGCGCUGCUGCUGCUGCUGCUGCUGCUGAGCUGCGGAGCCGCGCAGGAGCUGAGCCCCCGAGGCAGGAACGUCUGCAGGGCCGGCGGCUCCUCGGUGCUCGUGUGCUGUUCGGGAUGGAGGCAACAAGGAAGCGAGUGUUUGAUAGCCGUCUGCGAAGGAAACUUCACCUGCAAGGAGAAUGAGGUGUGCGUGAGACCCGGCGAGUGCCGCUGCCGCCAUGGCUACUUCGGGGCCAACUGUGACACCAAGUGUCCCCGGCAGUUUUGGGGCCCUGACUGCAAGGAGAUGUGCAGCUGCCACCCCAACGGGCAGUGCGAGGACGUGACGGGCCAGUGCACCUGCAACCCCAACCGCUGGGGCCCCAAGUGUGAGAACGUCUGCCUCUGCAAGCACGGCAAGUGCGACCAGAAGACGGGCAAGUGCACCUGCGAGCCGAACUGGUGGGGCCCCCAGUGCUCCAGCUCCUGCUACUGCAGCCACAACUCCCAGUGCGACCAGCAGACCGGGAACUGCCUGUGCCAACCGGGCUGGUGGGGCCGCGGCUGCAACAACCAGUGCUCCUGCAACAACUCGCCCUGCGAGCAGUUCACGGGGCGCUGCCAGUGCCGGGAGCGGACGUUCGGACCCCGCUGCGACCGCUACUGCCAGUGCUACAAGGGGAAAUGCAACCAGGUGGAUGGGACCUGCACGUGCGAGCCGGGGUACCGGGGCAAAUACUGCCGCGAGCCCUGCCCCGCUGGUUUCUACGGCCAAGGCUGCCGGCGGCGCUGUGGGCAGUGCAAGAGCCUGCAGCCCUGCACCGUGGCGGAUGGGCGCUGCCUGACCUGCGAGGCAGGGUGGAACGGCACCAAGUGCGACCAGCCCUGCUCAGCCGGCUUCUACGGGGAGGGCUGCGAGAAGGUCUGUCCCCCCUGCAAGGAUGGCCACACCUGCAACCACAUCAAUGGCAAGUGCUCGCACUGCAACCCCGGCUGGAUCGGUGACCGGUGCGAAACCAAGUGCCGCAAUGGGACGUACGGGGACAACUGCGCCUUCGUCUGCAGCGACUGCGUCAACGGCGAGUGCCACUUCGAGACGGGCAGGUGCCUGUGCCGCGCCGGAUCCCAUGGCACGUACUGUAACCUCACCUGCCCGCUCGGCCACUACGGAGCCAACUGUGCCGAAGCCUGCAGCUGCCACGACGGCACGUGUGACCCUCUGACGGGCGCCUGCCACAUGGAGGCCAACCAGCGGAUGGGGGUGAUCGGGGCAGGGGCCCUCCUGGCGCUGCUGCUCAUCCUCCUGCUCUCGCUGCUCUGCUGCUGCUGCGUCUGCCGCAAGAAGGACGAAGCCCGAGGAGCAAAUCAGGACCCGGCAGCAGCCAAGAAACCGCCGAGACGCUUGUGUGGGCGCUUCAGCCGGAUCAGCAUGAAGCUCCCGCGCAUCCCCCUGCGCCGCCAGAAGUUGCCCAAGGUUGUAGUGGCUCACCACGACCUGGAGAACACCCUGAACUGCAGCUUCAUCGAGCCACCCUCGGUGGUGGAGCAGCCCUCCCCGUCCUGGUCCUCCCGCGGUUCCUUCUCCUCAUUCGACACUACAGACGAGGGGCCGGUGUACUGCGUCCCCCAUGAAGAGAGCGUGGGUGACAGCAGGGACCGGGGGACGUCCUCCAGCCCCGGAGAGAAGCUGGUGGCCCCAGGCGGCGGGGAAGAGGCGGGCGAGUACACCUUCCUGAAGGAGACUGGCUCCGUCAAAGCCUUCCAGGCUGACAGCAGCGAAAUGCCCCUGCUCAAGUCCUCGGACAGCGAGCGCUCAUCCUGCGGGUCGGGCUCAGCCAGUGCCGCCCUCUACGCCAGGGUCGCCCGCCUCUCCAAGCAGUCCAAGGAGGAGGAAGAAAUGGCAGCGGAGCCCAGGGGGGGCCCCGGGAAGCCACCGUCCCCGGAGAGAACCAAGCCCCGUCCCCCCGACCCAUCCACCAAGCCCAAGGUGUCCUGGAUCCACGGCCGGUACAACUCCAACCAGUCCAACUCGCUGCCGGCACCCGGCAGGUCCCCGGAGCAAGCGGCCACGCUGCCCAGCAGCCCCGAGCACAGCCAGGGCUUGGCCAAGAGGAAGAGGAGCCCCAGCGAGACGUCAGCCUGCGCGCACAGCAAAGCGGAGGAGAAGGGCAGCACGCGCAGCAAGGAGAGAACGCAGAAGCACCCCAAGGAGCCCGGGGUCCCCGAAGGCAAAGCCGGCCUCACCGUGGAGCCCCAGUCCCCCUCCAAGCCCAAGCAGAGGAGCAAGGCCAACGCGGAGCAGAUGGAGAACAUCAACGGGGCGGUGCAGAACGCCUUCAAAAAGAUGGGCGGCUUCCACCCAGAGCGGCGCAGCGGGGAGGCUCCCCGCAGCCCCGGUGCCGGCAAGCCGCGCUCUGAGACCCUCCAUCCCCACCUGGCCUCCGAGGCAGCCACGCUGCUGGCUGCCCAGCUGAAGGAAAAGACUCAGAGCCUCAACAAGGGGGAGGGCAGCGCCCGGCCCAACGGGGUGGGUGCCCAGCGGGAGAAGCCCACCCCGCCGCAGAAAGCCAAGCGCUCGGCAGCUGCUGGCAGCCAGAAAGCCAGCAAGCCCCUGCUGCCCACCUCGCCCAACCUGCAGAAACUGAUCCCCACUGCGGCCGAGCCAGCGGCCGGGGAGCCCAGGAGGGCAGAGAAGCAAAACCCCAUUAGCAGCCAGGACCCGGCUCCCCAGAGCGAGCAAGCAGCCAAGAAGACGCCCAUUAAAAAGCCUCCCAGGAAGAAGAGCCGAGAAGCCACCCUGGAGCCGCCCAAAGCAGCCGCGGUGCCCGCUCAGACGGUGCAGUAACGGGGAGCCUGGCACCCCGGCCCCAUGCCAGCCUGCCCCACACCGGGCGUGCUUGGGCAGGAGGAAGGACGUCUGCAGGCACCUGGGGGCCUGGACUGGAGAGGGGGCACCGCAAGAGCCGCCCAGCCUCCUCUUUUCCCCAUCUUAUCCCUCACCCUCCUUUUCCCUUAACCCCAUCUCCUCCCCUGCCCCGGUACCCACCCUGUGCCCUGCUCCCCACUCCCCAAGCAGGGGCAGGAGCUGGGGGCUACCCCCCACCCCCUUUUUGUUAGCAGUAUUAUCGAUCGCAUAAGCAGCGCUUGUUGUACUAGACGUGCCCAUGGUAUAUUCUGCAGUAACGGAGCCACUCGCUUCCCACGGCCCCGCUCGGGGCCGUCGGUCCCUGCCGUGGUGGGGGCGAGGGGAUGAGCAGGGCCGGGGCCGUGCCCCCCAACAUCCUCGCCCCGUGCCCAGGCUGCUCGCACAUCCCCGCGCUGCCGCUUCAGCUUCUCCGCUCCUGGAGGCGCAGCCCCCGGUGCCGCUGCCCCCCUCCCCGGUGCCGCCGUCCCUCCUCCACGCUGCUCCUGGCGCGGGGUCGAGCUGGUUUCGACCGAUGUCCCCCCCCGGGCCGUGGGGCUGCCUCUGCCAGGAGCAGCCAGCAGGUAAGCACUAUUUAUGGCCAGAGCCAGACGCCGCGCUCAGGGAGGCCGUCACGGCUCACGGGGGCCCAGCCAGCAGAGCCGAGCGGAUGAGUUUGGUACGACAGAGCCUGGCAUCUCUGCAGAGCGCUUUUCUAAUAAAGUGUAUUUCUACCACGCCUGGGUGCCGUCUCUCCGUGCCCCAGGCUGCCCACAUGCCGGGCAUUGCCUGGCCUCGCUCGGGUGCUCAGGACCCCGUGGUCCUAAGCAGGGCACGGUGGGGAGAGGGGAGGACCUGGUCCUAGCAGGGGGCUCUCUUUGCAAAAGAGCCCCCAGUGCCUGGUGCCUCUGCAGCUCUUUGCUGCAGCUGCUUUUGCAGGCUCAGCCUUUGUUGUGAGCUUAUGUCCCACAACAGAGACCAGUUUUGGGGUCAGAAUCAUUGGCACCCUGCAGGUGCCAUCCACCUUGUAGUCAGACUUUCUCCGGCGAAGGCAGGGUUGGAUCCUGGGGCUCGGGAGAGCUCUGGCCACUGCACGCUGCCUGUGCUCUGUGUUGCUGUCUGGCUCCUUUGGGGCAGUGUCUCCUCACCAGCCAGCAGCUUCCAGCCUCAGCAGGAGCCUCCCCUGCCCAUCAGGCUGCAGCCUCGCUCUUCUGCCUGGCUCUGCCUGGUGUCACGAGAAAUAAAAGCAGAUCUCUGCCGACCUUGGGGCAACCUCGGGCACAAAGGAUCCACGACCGGGCUGGUGGUCCUCCUCUGGGCCUUUCCAGCUCCUUCAGAUCCCACUUGAACUUGAUCCACAGCUGGACUCCACUGAGGUGCAGCUUUGCAGGGAGGACACAGCAGCUUUUGCCUGUGCCUUUCCCGACCGCUUCGCCACCCUCAGGAGCCAAGAACAAGCUGUUCAGCCCAGCAUCUGCAGCCCCCAGGUUCUUCGUAGGGUCCCUCCAGCUCAGAUGGGUCAGGCUCACCUCAAACCUGCACCCCAGGCCCUGGAGGUCAUCAGCAGUGCGAUGGAUGUGGCACCGCCACACCUCGGCAUCACCAAGGGCUGAUUUUUCUGCAGAAUGUGACUCUGAGUCCCUUUUCCAAGCAUCUGCUGGGGCCUGCAGACUCUCCUCCCACUCCUGCUCCUGGGUUAUCGCUAGCAGACAGCUCCACGUGAUACACAGUGCCGUGUGGAGCUUGUUUUAUGGUUUUCAGACUCUGUUGAUUUGUGGACCCCUAAACAAUUUCCCCUGCAGCUGUGAUCCCCACUAAAAAGUUCAUCCUUAGCAUAAAUAAACUUGUUUAUUUAACCUCA
This is a messenger RNA of Anas platyrhynchos (mallard), 5087 nucleotides long. RefSeq names its product scavenger receptor class F member 2 (gene SCARF2). Gene Ontology annotation, cellular component: focal adhesion. Gene Ontology annotation, molecular function: scavenger receptor activity. NCBI's taxonomy places the organism in Eukaryota, Metazoa, Chordata, Aves, Anseriformes, Anatidae. The record is from RefSeq and is a predicted model, not a curated record. Gene Ontology annotation, biological process: heterophilic cell-cell adhesion.